Kluyveromyces marxianus DMKU3-1042 is the source of this 645-nucleotide messenger RNA. RefSeq names its product mitochondrial 54S ribosomal protein uL6m (gene MRPL6). The record is from RefSeq and is a predicted model, not a curated record. The transcript has a single exon. Gene Ontology annotation, molecular function: structural constituent of ribosome; rRNA binding. Bases 1 to 645 code for a protein of 214 amino acids. Gene Ontology annotation, cellular component: mitochondrial large ribosomal subunit; ribosome. Gene Ontology annotation, biological process: translation. NCBI's taxonomy places the organism in Eukaryota, Fungi, Ascomycota, Saccharomycetes, Saccharomycetales, Saccharomycetaceae.
AUGUCUGUUGGAUUCAGAAGAGCGUUUUCGGUUUCGAGCGUUAUUCGCUCGCACAUCGGGUCAUCUCCGGUCUUUUUGACUCCAGAAACCAAGUUCUCAGUUUCUGCCAUGAAGGUUCCUAAGAUCAUCAGAAAGGGCAAUAAGUCGCUCAAGCUAUCUCAAAAUGUUGUAGUCAGCGGACCAUUGGGGAAAAUCGAGAUGGAAGUACCGGAGUUUGUUGAGAUAAGGCAUAACGACGAAAAGUCCAAGAUCGAGAUUAACGUGAAGGACCAGGAGGAUAAAGUGCAGAGAUCGAUGUGGGGUACAGUGCGGUCACACAUAAGUAACCACGUUACAGGGGUUAACGAAGGCCACAUGGCUGUUUUGAAGUUCGUUGGUACCGGUUACAGGGCUCAAUUGGAAGAAAACAACACCUUUGUCAAUGUUAAAGUGGGUGCUUCUGUGAGACAAGGACUCUAUAUCCCAGAGGGAAUCACCGUCAAGUCGCCCGUACCAACAUCGCUGAUUGUCGAGGGCAUCAACAAGCAGCAGGUACUUCUUUUCGCAGCAAACUUGCGUAAGUUCCAUCCUCCAGAACCAUACAAGGGUAAAGGUAUUUAUGUCAACAAUGAGACCAUUAAGAUCAAGGACAAGAAGAUCAAAUGA